Molecule: messenger RNA, 1274 nt
Organism: Nerophis lumbriciformis (worm pipefish)
Lineage: Eukaryota; Metazoa; Chordata; Actinopteri; Syngnathiformes; Syngnathidae
Gene: dnajc5ab
Product: DnaJ (Hsp40) homolog, subfamily C, member 5ab
Biological process (GO): regulation of synaptic vesicle cycle
Cellular component (GO): intracellular membrane-bounded organelle; membrane; presynapse
Source: RefSeq, a predicted model, not a curated record
CACAUCUCUGGUGCGUGACAGCCGGUGUGUCAACGACGUUAGCCGCUGCUUGUUAGCCUGCUCGCCGCCUUCGGAGCUGGAAGCCUCGGCCACUGGGAUGAGGAGAGAGUCCUGAAUAACCCGCUUCGCAGCAGGACGGUGGCGGGAACGAGGGAGCCAAGACGUCAAGGAAAAUAGAAUUGAGUGCAAGUGAAAGGCCAUGGAGCAGCAGAGGCAGAGAGCUCUGUCCACGUCAGGGGAGUCGCUGUACAUUGUGCUGGGAGUGGACAAGAGCGCCACCACAGAGGACAUCAAGAAAUGUUACAGGAAACUGGCGUUAAAGUUUCACCCGGAUAAGAAUCCCGACAAUCCGGAAGCUGCGGAGAAGUUCAAGGAGAUCAACAACGCCCACUCCAUCCUGAGCGACGGCACCAAGAAGAACAUCUACGACAAGUACGGUUCUCUGGGUCUGUACGUGGCCGAACAGUUUGGAGAGGAGAACGUCAACACCUACUUUGUUCUGUCCAGCUGGUGGGCCAAGGCCUUGUUUGUCUUCUGCUGCUUGUCCACCGGCUGUUACUUCUGCUGCUGUCUGUGCUGCUGCUGCAACUGCUGCUGUGGCAAAUGUAAACCUCGGCCCCCCAUGGACCAGGAGCCCGAGUUCUACGUGUCCCCCGAGGACCUGGAGGCCCAGAUGACAGCAGACGAAAGAGAUGGCAGCAACGAGCCCAUCGUGAUGCAGCCGUCCUCCGCCACAGAAACCACACAGCUCACUGCCGACGCCCACCACAGCUACAGAACGGACGCAUACUAGACACACACACACACGCACACACAUAUAUGGUCCGUGGGUGACGUAGACGUUGUAGAACCUGCACAACGUGAGCAGACAGAAGAUGAAGUCAUUGAAAAGACGUAUUGAUAUUUUACUGGAAAUUUAAUGUAUUUCAACCAGCUUGUUGACGUGCAAACCAGCGCAAUGUGAUGUCACGGGAGGUGGGGGGGGGAUUCUGGACUAAGCACCUGUCAAUCACAGCACAAGAUGCAAACACACACAUAAUUCAACAAACUCCAUGGGAUUGGACCUGAGAGCAACCACUAGUCCACUGUGCUGGACCAUCUUAUCAUUAAUAAUUGUAUCAUUUGAUUUUACCUUCAAGAUGCUUCUUCUGAUUGGUGGUCUUCAUUAAGCAAUCGUCUCUUCUUCUUCCAGCGUGAGCUCAUAACCCUAACCCACAUGUCACAUGACCAUAUUUGGAGAUGCAGUCUUGUCUGUCCUCCACGAGCUUCUCGUC